CACAUCGUUCUUUCCACAUUUGUUUUUCGUGGCGUCAGGUUGUGUUCAUCAUGACGUCCAAAGUCUCUCGUGACACUUUCUAUGAGUGCGUCCAAGGGGUCUUGGAUCAAUCCAAAGCCAAGAAAAGGAACUUUUUGGAAACCGUUGAAAUCCAAAUCGGUUUGAAAAACUACGACCCCCAGAAGGACAAACGUUUCAGCGGCACCGUCAAACUAAAGCACAUUCCAAGGCCAAAAAUGCAAGUAUGUGUCCUUGGUGACCAACAGCAUUGCGACGAAGCCAAAGCCCAAGGCGUUCCUUUCAUGGAUGUUGAAGCUUUGAAAAAAUUGAACAAAAACAAGAAGCUUGUCAAAAAGUUGGCCAAAAAAUACGACGCCUUCUUGGCUUCCGAGGCUUUGAUCAAACAGAUCCCUAGGUUGCUGGGACCCGGUCUUAACAAAGCUGGCAAGUUCCCUGGUCUUUUGUCCCAUCAGGAGUCCAUGACCCAGAAGAUCGAUGAAGUCAAGGCCACCAUCAAGUUCCAAAUGAAAAAGGUAUUGUGCUUGUCUGUCGCCGUAGGACACGUUGACAUGAGUGUAGAUGAGCUUGUACAAAACGUACAUUUGUCAAUCAAUUUCUUGGUUUCUCUGUUAAAGAAACAUUGGCAAAACGUGAGAUCCCUCCACGUCAAAUCUUCCAUGGGACCCCCACAAAGAUUGUAUUAAGUUACAUUACAUUUUUAUAAGUUAACUUACGCGCAUUUUAUGUGUGUAUUUAUAAGAAUAAAAAAUUGUCUGACUCCCAA
Molecule: messenger RNA, 784 nt
Organism: Brassicogethes aeneus
Lineage: Eukaryota; Metazoa; Arthropoda; Insecta; Coleoptera; Nitidulidae
Source: the annotation of a GenBank genome assembly